Trachymyrmex cornetzi is the source of this 4527-nucleotide messenger RNA. RefSeq lists its product as uncharacterized. Gene Ontology annotation, biological process: DNA integration. NCBI's taxonomy places the organism in Eukaryota, Metazoa, Arthropoda, Insecta, Hymenoptera, Formicidae. The transcript is spliced from 4 exons. The record is from RefSeq and is a predicted model, not a curated record. Bases 1 to 4527 code for a protein of 1508 amino acids. Gene Ontology annotation, molecular function: nucleic acid binding.
AUGUCAAAGGAAGAGGACAUUGAGCAGCUUAUUGACCAAGAAGAGCAGUUCAAAACUAUUAAUCGAUCAGCUGAUAAGCUUCAACAUGCCGCUCAGAUCACUCCUUCAAUAGCUCUUUCUCGAAUGGAGUAUCUACAAACAAUCUGGGGACAGUGCACUCAGCGGCAUCUUCGUUUGAUGCAAUUCAGCAAGGAUGAAGAAUUUGCGACUCAGCUGUACUUCACGGAAAACCGAUAUGCUGCAAUGGAGGAUAUUUGUAUCGACACCGUUGCAGCGUACAAGGACAUCCUUCAACAAACAUCACCUCCACCAGUUCAAGCCGCCGGGAUUGCGGAGCCACGAAAAGUGGCCAAGAUACCUCUCUUAAAACUACCAAGAUUUUCCGCCCUGGAAGCGUCAGGAAGUGCGCCGAGUAAAACCGUGCCGACUACGCAUUCUCGAUCUAAUGCACCAUUCGCGGAACCAUCGUCGCGGACCAUCGUCGCGGACCAUCGUCGCGGAAAGUGCAAAGCCAUCAUGGCAAUGCGACUGCGAAACCAUGCAGUUUAUGUGAUGACUCGCAUGCAUUAUAUCAGUACGUCGUGUAAUCGAUCAGUUGUUGACCCAUCAACAACUGACGACGUGCGCCACUCACCUAGCACGUCCGAUGCACCGAACCUUGUAUCGGUUCCGCGACCCGAUGCAAGUCUGGUACAAUCUCAUCAUAAUAUUAGUAUGACUUUUGCAAACGUUGUCCUCGCGACCGCAUGGAUUCAUGUAAGCGCUCCGUCACACCGCACUAUUAAAGUCCGCGCUCUUUUAGAUGGUGGAUCGACGCACACUUUUAUAACCCGCGAACUGGCAAAUGCACUGCAAUCUCGGACGUAUCCGACUGUCGCGUUAAUCGGAGGCAUCGGGCAAAUGACAACGAAAUCGGCCGAUCGUGUGAUGCCGAUAACGGUCAGUCCGACGCAGAUUGCUACGCAGAUUUUUUCGACGGAUGCAUUAAUUUUACCAUCGUUAACGGUUUAUGUACCGCACUUUUACUGCAAGCUGUCGCACUGGCCGCAUCUUAAUGGACUUAAACUCGCUGACGGAUGCCCCACCGAUAAUACGCCCAUUCAUGCGAUUCUCGGUUCGGAUCUUUAUCCAUACGUACUUCGCGACGGGCUGCGGACUGGUACGACCGGUCAGCCGGUGGCACAGAAUACCGUUUUCGGCUGGGUCUUGUCGGGGGCCACUCGAACCAAAACUGAUGCAUCAUGUGAUGCAUCCGCGGUGCAUGUGCAUCAUGCACAGCUGCACGACUCAUUGAAGCGGUCACUCGUUCGCUUUUGGGAAAUAGAGGAGGUCAUGCAUCGUCCCCCCAUUUCAGAGGAAGACGCCCAAUGCGAACAACACUUUGUAUCUACGCACACGCACGCAAAGGAUGGAAGGUACAUAGUUCGUUUGCCAUUUAAAUGCAACCCAACACGCGGUCUAGGCGACACUCGCUCUCGCGCACAAUGCUGUCUCCUAGCGUUAGAGCGACGUUUGGCUAAAGUUCCCACCGCGUAUGAGACAUACCACGAAUUUCUCGAUGAUUAUGAACGACUUGGUCAUAUGCAAGUCGCAUCCAUCGACCCUACCGCAGAGUCUUGCUAUUUGCCACAUCAUGCGGUCCUCAAAGUCGAUAGUGCAACCACGAAAACCAGGGUGGUGUUCAACGCGUCGUCACCUUCGACGACUGGAACAUCCCUUAAUGACUUGUUGAUAAUCGGACCCAAACUGCAAACCGACUUGCAAUUAUUACAUUUACAGUGGCGUGCAUAUCGCUUUGUAUAUUCAGCAGAUGUGGAGAAAAUGUACCGCCAAAUUCAGGUCGAUCCAAGGGACGUAAAUUACCAGAGAAUUCUUUGGCGGUCUUCUCCGUCCACCGCAAUUCAGGAGUACCAACUACUCACCGUCACAUACGGUACCGCAAGCGCCCCGUUUUUAGCGUUACGCGUCCUUCGUCAACUGGCGGAGGAUGAAGGUCACGACCUUCCACUAGGAAGACAUGCGCUUUUUACGUCCAUGUUUGUGGACGACGCACUUUUUGGCGCAGAUUCUAAAGAUACCGUUAGAGAAAUUCGAGAUCAAUUGGUUGCCCUUCUUGCCAGAGGUCAGUUUGUCCUUCGGAAGUGGGAAAGUAAUGCAUCCAGCUUACUAGACGAUAUCGACCCGCAGAAUCAUGAUUUAGCACGCGAAAAGGUCAUUCAAGAAGAUGACCAGGUCAAAAUCCUUGGAAUAUCGUGGCAUCCGAUAUCCGAUAGUUACCGAUUUUUUGUGGCUAACGAAAGGUCCCCGCGAAUGACGAAGCGAUUGAUCUUAUCAACGAUCUCACGAUUAUUCGAUCCUCUCGGGUGGCUAUCGCCCGUGAUUAUUAAAGCAAAAAUUCUAAUCCAGUCGUUAUGGAGUCUCGAUCUGGACUGGGAUUCGCCACUUCCGACUGUGGUAGCCUCUGCAUGCCAAGUGUUCAUAGACGAAUUACCGUCGGUCGGUAAUGUCACUAUUCCACGUUGGAUCGGAUUAUUUUCGAACGUCCGAUUUUCACUUCAUGACUUCUGCGACGCCUCAACCAAGGCUUAUGCAACUGUGAUUUACAUCCGCAUCGAAUUACAAGACUCCAUAAUGAGCAUGCUGCUCACAAGUAAAACUCGAGUAGCCCCCCUCAAGCAAGUAUCUUUACCACGGUUGGAGCUAUGCGGAGCCGUUUUACUGGCCCGUCUCAUGUCACACGUCGUUUCAAUACCUGUGUAUGCCUCAGGCGAACGAUACUGUUGGACCGACGCAUCGCUCGUCCUCACCUGGGUUCGCGCGCAGUCUUCUAGAUGGAAAACGUUUGUCGCCAACCGUGUAGCCGAAAUACACACGCUUCUACCCGAUGUCAAUUGGCGACAUGUCCGCGGAGUUGAUAACCCGGCGGAUCUCGCCUCCCGUGGAGUCUCGGCCUUAACAAUUGAACAUAAUGAUUUAUGGUGGCAUGGCCCCCCAUGGCUUAUCGCUCCAGAAACUGAAUGGCCAUCCUGGGACCCCACGCCUAUCGACGAAUCAAUGUUGGAAUGUCGUAAUGUUCCCGUUACAGCUGCCCUCGCUACUCAGCAUUCUAAUGUCAUAUUGGAUCAAUUUUCCUCAUGGCCACGUAUGAUACGGGUAUGCGCCAUUAUAUUACGCUGGUCCAAAAAAUGGAAUGUCCAGAGUAACCCGCGCGUAACGAUUACGUCUGACGCUGAAGAGCUGAGGCGGGUUUCACAUCGCAUUUUUUAUCUCCUACAGCAAACCCAAUUCGCAACGGAAAUUGCUAUUCUGAAGCAGCAGAAACCCAGCGCCAUCUUACCACGGACGUCUGCACUACGGCGUCUAAACCCAAAACUCGGAACCGAUGGGCUUCUACGUAUCGGAAGUCGCGUGAUACCUAGCAACGUUCAAGAUACUACUGGGUGCCCUAUCAUUUUAAGGUCUUGCCCCGUCAUACGUCUCUUGGUACUCGAUGCCCAUCAACGAUGCUUGCAUGGUGGCAUAUCAUUAACCCUAGCGACCCUCCGAUGCAUGAUCUGGCUCGUCCAGGCGAGGAAAAUCGUUAAAUCUGUCGUGUAUAAUUGCCUCACCUGCGCUCGUAUACGUGCCGAGCUGCCGACACAGCUCAUGGGUUCUUUGCCACCGGCCCGAAUAACUCGCCCAACUCGUCCGUUCGCCAUCUGUGGCGUGGAUUAUGCUGGUCCAGUCGCGGUUCGCAUGGCGGGCGGUCGCGGUAUUCGGUCUCAGCGUUCAGGUUUACCAAGCCAAGUUUAUAGCGACAAUGGCACAAACUUUCAGGGAGCUGAUAGGGAGGUGAGCACUGCAUUCCGGCUCGCGACCCAUAGUCAUGAGCUGCGGCGACGCCUUGCGGAGGAUAGAGUUGAGUGGCAUUUCAUUCCACCCGCUGCCCCCCACUUCGGUGGUCUUUGGGAGACUGGUGUGAAAUCCGUUAAACACCACCUUACGCGAGUUCUGGGUGAUCGAACACCAACUUACGAGGAACUCAACGCUCUUCUCUGCAGGAUUGAGGCGUGUUUAAAUUCAAGACCACUACCUCCGCUUCUUGAUGAUCCAGAAAGCCUGGAAACAUUAACCCCUGAUCACUUCCUUAUCGGCGGUCCUGUAUCUGCGCUUCCGCUACCACCGGUUAUAGAUGUAGCCUCUAAUCGGUUGUCACGCUGGCAACUAGUUCAACAAAUGCUUGAACAAUUUUGGGCUCAGUGGUCUCGCGAUUACAUUCUGUCAUGUCAGCAUCGUUCGCGGUGGCUCACGCCACAAACCAAUGUAAAGGUGGGACAAAUCGUUCUCUUGAGACAACUCAAUCUCCCACCAACCAAGUGGGAACUUGCACGAAUCACGCAUUGCCAUCCGAGCCGCGAUCAAUUAGUUAGAGUCGUCACCGUCAAAACCAAGACGGGAGAUUAUAAGCGGCCAAUAACAAAACUCGCGUUAUUACCCGUCGAUUUGGAGUCUCAGAACGAUUCAUCCCAAUCCUCCCGCGAAGCUUAG